Messenger RNA from Epinephelus fuscoguttatus (brown-marbled grouper), 2181 nucleotides. RefSeq names its product armadillo repeat-containing protein 1-like. The transcript has 7 exons. The coding region runs from base 293 to 1120 and encodes 275 amino acids. The record is from RefSeq and is a predicted model, not a curated record. NCBI's taxonomy places the organism in Eukaryota, Metazoa, Chordata, Actinopteri, Perciformes, Serranidae. Gene Ontology annotation, molecular function: metal ion binding; protein binding.
CUUUUCAGCAGGAAGAAUCGCCUUCGUUUAUUUACCGUCACAGUGAGCAGCACCUGACACACAGCGUGUCUUUAUUUAAUUCACAUAUAAAUGUUAUAAAUAUUAACCUGUGAAUGACGUCAGUCAGCUGCCGCAUCGGAGCCGUGACGUGUUUCCUGCUGUUCAUGUCUGUUCACCGUGAGACUGACGGAGGAGAAGCUAACGCGACUGCUAGCUGCUAACGUUAGCCGUUAGCCGCUCGGAGCCGGUGACCGUCAGAGUUGGUCGUUGCAUGGGUGAGUGACAGUCAGCCAUGAGUGCGGAGCCGGACGCCCUGGCCGUGGUCAACCAGCUGAGAGACCUGGCCGCCGACCCCAUGAACCGCAGGGCCAUCGUCCAGGACCAGGGCUGCCUGCCGGGACUCAUCCUGUUCCUGGAUAAUCCCAACCCUCAGGUGGUCUACUCCGCCCUGCUGGCAAUCCGGUACCUGGCAGAAUGCCGAGCCAACAGGGAGAAGCUGAAGGGGGAGCUGGGGAUGAUGCUGAGCCUCCAGAACGUCGUACAGAAAGCGACGACUCCUGGAGAGACGAAGCUGCUUGCGUCUGAGAUCUACGAGCUCCUGCAGGCGUCCAGCAGCGCUGACUCUGAGCCGGGUGAGGAGGCCGUCAGCAGCCGCCGCAAAGCCCAGUUCUUCCUGGGCUCCAGCAACAAGAGGGCCAAGACCGUCAUCCUCCACAUCGAUGGACUGGACGACUCGAGUCGGAGGAGUCUGUGUGAGGAGGCUCUGCUGAAGAUCAGAGGAGUCAUCAGCUUCACCUUCCAGAUGACCGUGAAGAGAUGCAUUGUCCGAAUCCGAUCAGACCUGAAGGCUGAGGCUCUGGCGUCUGCGAUCGCCUCCACUCAGGUGAUGAAGGCUCAGCAGGUGGUGAAAGGAGAGAACGGAGACGAGGUUUUGAUCCCGCUGGCGGAGGACGGUUCGGUGGAGGUGGAGCAGAAUGUGGACCUGCCGGACUACCUGCCGGAGGACGAGAGCCCGUCUCAGGAACCCGACAAGGCGGUGAGCCGGGUGGGAUCCAGCCAGGAAGGGAACAGCUGGCUGGGCGCCGCCACCAACUUCCUGUCCCGCUCCUUCUACUGGUGACCCUGUGGGGCCACCGCCCCCUCAGUCAGUCAUCCCGCCUCCUCUCAGAACCAAAAUCUACCUGUUGCCAAAUCUCACCGCUGUCUGUCUCAGUCAGAGAGACAAAGACCGAGACAGAUCCUCUAACAAUGAGUGUAAAAAAAGAGCGUGCAGCACUUUACCGCUGCGGUGAAGACAGGCUGCUGUUCCAGGCGAGAGGAGCCCAUCCAAUAAAAACACAGGACUGGGGUUUCAGUUUGAGGUGAGACGACGUCCUCUCUGCAAACGGGUCCAUCUGUUCCAAACCAAAUUGUCUUAAUGGACAGGAAGUGUCCUGCAGCGACAUGAACAAACACCACCGAGUUAGAAUAAAGAGGACCAAACGGGACGUCCCUCUCUUCCCUUUUAUUAUUUAUUUAUUUGACCAACAGACUGAGCGACUCUUCUUCUGCAGUUUGACGUGAUUUUAAGGACAAGCAGUUGGAGUUCAGUCAGCGGUGCCUUCAAUCCCUCUGAUCCUCCGUCACCUCAGGCUGCAGCUAACCGUUGUUCAUUAUGAUUCAGUCACAGGUUCAUCGACCGUCUGAAAACAAUGGUGACAAACGCUCAGAGCGACGUGUUCAAAUGAUCCGCCUCAGUACACUCUUAUGCCCCAUCAAUGAUCAAAACAAAACUAAUAAAAUCCUCCUCACCCUUAAUACUGAACUUUUUCAAAGCAGCUUCUUUAUCACUGUAACUGUGAUUAAACCUCAGGAGUCGUAUUCACAAGCAUUCAGAGAAAACUCACAGAGCUCCGAACCCUAGAUAUUUUCAGUAAGGAGUCAGAGGUCAGGAUUAUUUAGGAAAGUUCUCAGAGGGACAGAAACUGUGACCUCAGUGAGGAGGUGUGGUCGACCCUAUCGUUAAGGGUGACACAUUCCUUUAACAGAUGUGAUUGGUUGUCAGUGACACACCCCUCUGUGAGUCUGUAAGGUGUGAGGACACCCAGUGGACAUGAGAUGAACUGCAGACUGUGACAGUGUUGCCAACAGCUGUGUCUCAGUUCAGGGGCUGUGGUCUUCAAAGGACGUGGCCUUCGCAGC